UUAUGAAACUCUAUCCGUAGUUAACGAUAUAUUUUUCCAAUUUGUUGAUAUAAACAAUCAUUGAACUUUGUUAUCAAAUGUUGACUUAAUGAACGUUUCGAGAAAAAAUUAAUUGUCUUUGUGGAAAUAUAAAACAAAGCCCGAUACAUUAACAAGCUCAUGCUGAAAAUGUGUUAUUACAAAGUGAAGUGCAACUAAAUAUUUAAAAAAAUUCAAAUGUAGCUGAUGAUAAGUUUGAUAUUCUCGUUGGUGGUGCAAAACCGUGCAUGUUUACCUCAGCGCCUGUGUGGGUGCAAGAGAAUCUAGUUGGCGCCAGAGGUGCGUCAUCCAUCAUGGUCGAAGACAUCAUAGCCAGGGAUUGGCCGGUUUGUAGUCACGUGGCUCUUUGAUUGGAUGCUAGAGGCGGGCCUUAGGCUCGAUAGUGACAGGACGUAUGUAGUAGGGGAACAGAAAAAAGUCUCCGUUUAAUAGCCUAGUGCCUCGCUACCCCCCACCGUAUAACCGUCCAUAAGCUGGCAUUCGGUCUAGCUCAGAAAAAUUAAUGAUCAUGAGCUCGUUUUUGAUGAACCCGGUGUCUGGAGUUCCAUCCAGCUACCAUCAGCAAUCUCAACAUCUCGCGGCCGGCGUAGUGGUCGACCCCAAGUUUCCUCCAUCUGAAGAAUAUAGCCAAAGUAGCUACAUUCCAACCACGGCCAGUGAUUUCAUAGGUGGUCACCAUAUAAAUCAAUCCCAGCAUCCCAUUCAGUAUGGGUAUCAUAAUCACCAUCAAGCCACAACAACCCCUUAUGGUCCUACUAGCGGUGGUUAUGGCAAUUAUGGUAACUAUUAUCACCCGCAGAUACAUCCACAUCACACGCCACCGAUUCAUCCCCAUCAAAUCCGGCCGUCGAUACCCAUGCACGGAGAUCCACAGCAAACACAAAUACAAUGCGGCUUUGCAACUCAUAGACCUACGGUACCUACACCCUCUUCGAGUGCCAACUCGGUUUUGCAAAAUAUCGGGGAUGUUGCCCCAAGUGUCAAUCAACCUAGUGAGGUGAACUCUGGUGUGUGUAGCCCCGCAUCCACGGGUCAUGGACAAGACUCCAGAGGGUCUCCUCCUGGACAACACACUCUCCAGGAGUUGGGACUCCGUUUAGAAGAUAAUGUGUCAGACGAGCAAGAUGAUGGUGAUGACGAUCACGACGGUUCGCCCAUACCCGACGAUGAUGACGAUGAAACAAAUGACGGCGAUAGAGUCAUAUAUCCUUGGAUGAAGAAAAUCCAUGUUGCAGGAGCAU
This is a messenger RNA of Agrilus planipennis (emerald ash borer), 1280 nucleotides long. RefSeq names its product homeotic protein deformed-like. The record is from RefSeq and is a predicted model, not a curated record. The annotation marks the transcript as partial. Gene Ontology annotation, molecular function: RNA polymerase II cis-regulatory region sequence-specific DNA binding; DNA-binding transcription factor activity, RNA polymerase II-specific. NCBI's taxonomy places the organism in Eukaryota, Metazoa, Arthropoda, Insecta, Coleoptera, Buprestidae. Gene Ontology annotation, cellular component: nucleus. The transcript has a single exon. Gene Ontology annotation, biological process: anterior/posterior pattern specification; regulation of transcription by RNA polymerase II.